AUGACCGCGGCCGCGAUGGACGGAGAGCCGCCCGCGGGCACGGCCGCAGGUACGGGGGGAUAUUUGGCAAAGCCUCCAGUAAAUGAACCAAGGGAAGCAGAACAGUUUCUAAUGCAGACGCCCCAGGGAAAUCCACUGCUGCUUUCCCACACCCUACAAGAGCUAUUGAGCAAGGACAGCGUGCAGGUGGAGCUUAUACCUGAGAAGAAGGGCCUUUUUCUGAAACAUGUGGAAUAUGAAGUUUCCAGCAAGAGGUUCAAGUGCUCGGUGUACAGAAGAUACAAUGACUUUGUGGUGUUCCAUGAGAUGCUGCUGCACAAGUUCCCGUACCGCAUGGUGCCUGCACUGCCCCCAAAGAGGGUGCUGGGAGCUGAUCGUGAGUUCAUAGAAUCGAGGAGGAGAGCGCUGAAGCGAUUCAUAAACCUGGUGGCUCGACACCCCCCCUUCUCAGAAGAUGUGCUCUUGAAACUCUUCCUGUCCUUCAGUGGCUCAGAUGUACAGAAUAAGCUAAGGGAAUUGGUCCAGGGAGUAGGAGAUGAAUUUGUGACUUGCAGAUUAGCUACCCAAGCCAAGGACUUCCUCCCAGCUGACAUUCAGGCCCAGUUUGCUGCCAGCAGGGAGCUGAUCAGAAAUAUUUAUAACAGUUUUUAUAAGCUCCGGGACCGUGCGGAGAGAAUCGCUUCCCGAGCCAUCGACAACGCCUCCGACCUCCUCAUAUUUGGGAAGGAGCUCAGUGCUUUGGGCUCAGACACUACUCCACUUCCUUCCUGGGCUGCUUUGAAUAACAACACAUGGGGGACUCUGAAACAAGCCUUGAAGGGUCUGUCUGUUGAAUUUGCACUUCUGGCAGAUAAGGCUGUGCAGCAGGGUAAACAGGAAGAGAAUGAUGUGGUGGAGAAGUUGAACCUUUUCCUGGAUUUACUCCAGUCCUAUAAAGACCUGUGUGAAAGGCACGAGAAGGGGGUGUUGCACAAGCACCAGCGAGCCUUGCACAAGUACAGCAUGAUGAAGAAGCAGAUGAUGAGUGCCACUGUGCAGAACAAAGAGCCAGAAUCGGUGGAGCAGCUGGAGUCUCGGAUUGUGGAGCAAGAAAACGCCAUCAUAACCAUGGAGCUGCGGAAUUACUUCUCCCUGUACUGCCUGCAUCAGGAGACACAGCUCAUCCACAUCUACCUGCCUCUCACAUCUCACAUUCUGGGGGCCUUUGUCAACUCCCAGAUUCAGGGUCACAAAGAGAUGAGUAAAGUUUGGAAUGAAUUGAAGCCGAAGUUGAGCUGCCUUUUUGUGGGAUCCAGCAGUAUGCCAACUCCACCACUGUCACCUCCAGAGGGAAACUUCUUUUCCAAUUAACAUUCCAAGCAUCCCACACGGAGCAAGAAGGGCAAUCAACGAAGGGGUGGGACCUCUACCUCCAAUGAAUCCUCCAAAACAGCUAUUUUUAUUUUUAUUUUUUUUUUAAUAUUGCUGCUUUGAGCUGCUCUCUGAUUUAGACAGACUGGAUGUGGGGCAGAACAUAUGGAUAUAGAGACAAUUUUGUAAUUUUGCAAUGCCCUGGGGCAGAGCUGAUGUUCAUUCUCCUGCAGACACUCCUCAUGGGGUCGGGACAGGGCCUGCACAGCGAGUGCUGCGGGGUUUCUUGUUGCUGAGGCCUCUGCAUCUUGUACUAACAGUCCUCCACUCGUGUUUAUCUGCAGCUGUGCUGACACAUCUCUGCUGGCACGUCUCUGAAGUGCUGAGAUGAACAGGAUAGCUGAAGCACUUGCUUGUAGUGGAGAUAAAUUGCUUUUUAUGCCUUGGAGGGCCUGUGUUAGGGAUGUGUGUGCAUAAGGAAAGCUGAAAGCCAUCCCCCAUCCCGUUGUAGGUGUCUGGAUUUGAUUUCUUCCUGCUAGACCUUAGCACAAAAUGAAUGAAGUGGUUGGAUUUUGUAACCCAGCUGGGCAGGGGUCAGUGCUGCUCUGUGACAGGGAUUUUCCUGAUGGUGCUGGAUGGACUGGAUUGUCAGUUUGUUUCCCUUCACGGUUGAAGGGCAUUCUGGGGACUUGCUCAUAUUUUUCA
Agelaius phoeniceus (red-winged blackbird) is the source of this 2055-nucleotide messenger RNA. The record is from RefSeq and is a predicted model, not a curated record. NCBI's taxonomy places the organism in Eukaryota, Metazoa, Chordata, Aves, Passeriformes, Icteridae.